CGAUUUGCUACUGCAUCCGCUAAACGCUAGAUAAAAUGAAGUCACUAUCAGGAUUGGCCCGCAACUAUUUUAUCACAAUUUUAUGCGCACAAGUCUUCCUUUCAAUAAUAAAUACUCUUUUUAUACUUCAAGAUAUCAACAUCGCAAUCGCUUUGUUUGGAUUCUAUGGAGCAUAUAAAAGAAAAUAUAAACCUUUUUUAGCCUAUAUUCUGUUCGCAUCUAUAUCUAGUGUCGUAGAUAUAAUUAGGAUUUCAGUUUGGAUCAACUUUAUAAGAAGUAAAUUUAUUUCAUAUUACAGUAUAUUUGGAAAUUACUACUUAAUACUACUUUGCUUUGGCAUCGCGAUAAAAAUAAUUGCAUGUCUCUUUGCAAUUUUCAUCUGUAAGGUAUCAACAUUCAAAACUAAAGGAGGAGAACACAAUACGGCAAGUGAUUUCUUCGAUUGAGCCGUACGUUAUACGAUAGACACCAGGGAAAUAUCUGGCCAAUCGGUUUAAUCGUAUUUUGUAUAGCCUAUCCGGAAUAAAAUCGUGUGGAUUCAUCUUUUUAUUUUUGUUAACAUCUAAAUAGACAUCUACACGUUAGUACCUGAACCCUAAACGGAGGUAAACCUGGUUUUUGUGUUUGUUCUACUAUCACGUGUUUGCGAAAAAAAUAUUGUUUCGGGUACCUGGCAGCCUGCUGCCAGCUUUACGUACCAGUAAUCUUCUGCGUAGUUCGAGGUUUUCUAAAAAACUGAGAAGUCUUUACGAGAUGCAAAACAAAGGUGCAAAUCCUGUUCAAGUCGAGGAAACGUCAAAAAAAUUCAAUCGCUCGGCUCUUGAAGAAUUAUUGAAACGCCGCUAUUUUUAUGCACCUGCUUUUAGCAUUUAUAAUGGUGUAAAGGGCUUGUAUGAUUUUGGACCACCUGGUGCCUCCGUUAAAAACAAUUUGCUUCAGCUUUGGCGCCAGCACUUCAUACUAAAUGAGGGGCUGUUGGAGAUUGAGACAACCGCCAUUACUCCGGAAGUAGUGUUCAAGGCAUCUGGUCAUGUGGAUAAGUUUCAAGAUUUUAUGGUCAAAGACAAAGUUACGGGUGAUUGUUUUCGCGCCGACCACUUGCUUGAACAGACAAUAGAUCAAAUAUUGACCGAGCAACAAGGGAAUUUAAACGAAGAUCAAAGAUCAGAGUUGGUUUUGUUGAAGACGAAGGCUGGCAGUCUUAGCAGUGAGGAGCUAGCUGCUGCACUUUCAAAGUAUAACGCCAAAUCCCCAGAUACGGGGAAUGAAAUUUCAGAGCCUUUUCCUUUUAAUCUGAUGUUUCCUGUGCCUAUCGGUCCAACUUCCAAGGAGCUAGGAUACCUUCGUCCCGAGACUGCGCAAGGAAUUUUUGUCAAUUUCAAGCGUUUGUUGGAGUACAAUUCCGGGCACUUGCCAUUCGGCGCUGCUCAAAUUGGCCUCUCUUUUCGCAAUGAAAUUUCACCGCGUUCUGCGCUUCUUCGAGUUCGUGAAUUUACAAUGGCAGAAAUUGAAUAUUUUCUUCAUCCACAGGAGAAAGAUCAUCCACAAUUUAACUUGGUUCGUGACAUCGAACUCAAUUUAUACCCCAUCGAGUCCCAAAUGAAUGACAAUGGAAUUUUAUGCAUGAAGAUUGGAGAUGCGGUUGCUCAGAAGAUAGUGGCCAAUGAAACUCUAGGCUAUUUCUUAGCUCGGACACAAUGUUUCCUUCAAAAAGUUGGAAUCCAGGCAGAUAAGUUACGGUUCCGUCAGCAUCUAAGAAACGAAAUGGCUCACUAUGCCUGUGACUGCUGGGAUGCGGAGAUCGAAACUUCUUAUGGAUGGAUUGAAUGUGUUGGCAACGCAGACCGAAGUGCUUAUGAUCUCUCUACUCAUUCUGCUAAAUCAGGGGAACUUCUGGUUGCUUUCAACGAAUUCAAGGAGGGUCCUCGAAUGGUAGACGUGAUCGAAUACACUGUCAGUAAAUCAGCUGUUGGCAAAAUGUUCCUCUCCAAGAGUAAAAUCAUUUUUUCGUACCUUGAAAAACUCGCCUCUAAUCAGCCUCAACUUGCCUACUUAAAGAAGCAAAUGGAGACCAAUGGGUUCAUCGAGAUUGAGGGUAUGAAGCUAACUCCUGAUCUUAUAACUUUCAAGCAAAUACAAAAAAAGCUUUCCGGGGAGUUCUUUGUUCCAUCUGUUAUCGAACCUUCAUUCGGUAUCGGCAGAAUCAUGUAUUGCAUUUUCGAGCAUUGCUACAGAGUUCGCCCCAAUGACGAGCAAAGGGCAUUUUUGUCACUCAAACCGUCUAUUGCGCCUAUCAAGGUAUCAGUUCUUCCUCUAAUGCCUAAGCCCGAACUUCAAGCAGUCAUUCCCAGUAUCACCGAUUCGUUAGUCGAGCUAAACAUCUCUUUCAAAGUUGAUGAUUCCAGUACCACAAUUGGCCGCCGAUAUGCACGCACAGACGAAAUUGGCAUACCAUUCGGCAUUACGAUUGAUUAUACGACUCUUACAAACCAGACCGUUACUCUUCGAGAGCGCGAUAGCACCGAACAAGUUCGUAUACCUAUUCCCGAUGUGGCUCAUAACCUCAGUCUUCUUGUCAGCGAGAGGUUCUCGUGGGACUAUAUAAGAACGUUAUACCCUCUGGAAAAAGCUUGAUUUUACAAAAAUAAGCAUCAAUGAAUGUUGUGCAUUUUUGAAAAAAGGAUAUCUAUCAAUAUGAGUUUGCCUAA
This is a messenger RNA of Schistocerca gregaria, 2708 nucleotides long. Its product is annotated as glycine--tRNA ligase-like. The transcript has 6 exons. Gene Ontology annotation, biological process: mitochondrial glycyl-tRNA aminoacylation. Gene Ontology annotation, molecular function: glycine-tRNA ligase activity; ATP binding. The coding region runs from base 754 to 2634 and encodes 626 amino acids. The record is from RefSeq and is a predicted model, not a curated record. Gene Ontology annotation, cellular component: mitochondrion; cytoplasm. Lineage: Eukaryota; Metazoa; Arthropoda; Insecta; Orthoptera; Acrididae.